ACUAUUCUAUAUCAGCCUAGCUACUCCUAUGUUUUUCAUCCUCAUAUGGGCGAUUAACAUACUAUUCCUCUACAGCACACGAUCCACAUGGUGUUGAAUCUGGCUAAAUCAGCAGCAAACCCUAUAUGGAUAAUCAAGCAGCUUACAUCUUGAUGUAAAAGAAACGGUUAUUCGCUUCUUCUUCAGCUGCCGGUGAAGCUUGAACGUCUGAGCUCUCCCUGUGAUCAGCCGCGGACGUUGAGAAACAGAAGCUGAGUUAUCCGAGUCUCCACAAGUGCUUUCCUAUGAAGCUCAAGGAAUUUGACAAGCCAUCGUACAGUUUGAAUGGGAUAGAAGGUUUCCCAUAUGGAGCUGAAGAUGGAAGUGAUGAUUAUUCCGGGGGCGAUCUUUCAUUUCAGUCGAUGGAACUUGACCCAUGCAUAGCAACCAAUGAGCUUAAGAUCUCUGUCGGUACUUGGAAUGUUGCUGGUAGAACUCCAAUAGGAAGCUUAGAGGUUGAUUUGGACGAGUGGUUGAAUCUCAAGAAUGCUGCGGAUAUAUAUGUUCUUGGGUUUCAAGAGAUUGUACCAUUGAAGACUAAGACUGUGAUAGGAGUGGAAGAUCCCAAGGUGGCAAGAAGAUGGAACCAGCUCAUAGGAAGAACUCUAAACAGCAGGGGCGCAUACCCAUGGUUCACAACACCAAUGCAAAAUUCAAUACCAGGUGGUCACAAUGGCUAUUUGGGGAAUCCCCACUCAGAAGACAGAAAGGUUUACAACAAGCACGGAGGGAAUUCGAUGACAGAAGGAUGGCAAAUACAGGAAGGAGAAAAGUAUACGCUGUUAGCGAGCAAGAAGAUGGUCGGAAUAUUCAUCAGUGUGUGGAUAAGGCAGGAAUUGCCGAGGAAGUACCAUGUCUCGAAUGUGAAAGUUUGCCCGGUGGCUUGUGGCAUAAUGGGAUGUCUAGGAAACAAAGGUUCGGUCGCAGUUAGCAUGUUGAUUGAAGGAACAAGUUUUUGUUUUGUAACCGCCCACUUAGCAGCCGGGGAGAAGAUGAAUGAUAAAGGUCGAAGAAAUCACCAGGUUGCCGAGAUUUUUAAGCGAACUUGUUUCCCCAGAACGCCUGAAGAUCGUUAUUCUCAUCCUCUCACCAUCCUAGGCCACGACCGGAUAUUCUGGUUUGGGGAUCUCAACUAUAGGCUAUCGUUGGAGGGAAGUUCUGCAAGGCGGCUGAUAGUAGGGCAAGACUGGAAGGCGUUACAGCAGUUUGACCAACUUCGAAAAGAAAGAGAAGGAGGAGCGUUUGAGGGUUGGAAAGAGGGUAACAUUGAAUUUGCCCCCACCUACAAAUACCCAGCGUCGAAUUGCAUUAAAUACUCCGGCGGCCAUCCAAGCAGAUCUGGCAAGAAGCAAAGAACUCCAGCAUGGUGUGACCGAAUUUUAUGGUACGGGAAGGGAGUGAAGCAGCUCCAAUAUUUUCGCAGUGAAAGCAAGUUCUCUGACCAUCGCCCUGUUUCUGCGCUGUUCUCUACCCAAAUUGAAAUAAAGUCAUCUAGCACAGGACUUAUUGCAUUGCACAAUAUGCCCAAAGCUCUGUUGGCCACCGACCAUGGGAAGAGCAAACGAAAUGAAGAGAGCAAAUCUACAUUACUGUCACUGUUAACAAAGGACAAAGAAGGCAGCUAAUUCAAGCAAAAUUGUAGAUUAAACUGAUUAACCAGAAUGUCACCCAGACUCCGUAUAUCAAUAAAGCGACUCAGAUCUCCUUCCUAGGUUUUUUCCAACCCAAAUUUUUCUGGGACAGAAGAUAGGAUGAGACUAAAGAUAUACCGUCGACUCUGAGAAUCAAGAUGUAUCGUACUCUGCUAAUGCGGUGGACGGAACUUACCAAGGCAAGAGAAGUACAUUAUGUAAUAUUUUGGCGACUUUCAAUGGCCCCGUUGGACAAUGGCCAAAACAAAAUGUUACUAAUACAAGCAGCGCACUCUUUUUCACAACCCAUUUCUUUUUUAUGCAAUUAGACCAUACAAGGUGAAUAAAGUUCAGUCUCGUUGCAGUA
Messenger RNA from Neltuma alba, 2037 nucleotides. Its product is annotated as type IV inositol polyphosphate 5-phosphatase 7-like. Gene Ontology annotation, biological process: phosphatidylinositol dephosphorylation. The coding region runs from base 285 to 1664 and encodes 459 amino acids. NCBI's taxonomy places the organism in Eukaryota, Viridiplantae, Streptophyta, Magnoliopsida, Fabales, Fabaceae. Gene Ontology annotation, molecular function: inositol-polyphosphate 5-phosphatase activity; phosphatidylinositol-3,4,5-trisphosphate 5-phosphatase activity; phosphatidylinositol-4,5-bisphosphate 5-phosphatase activity. The transcript is spliced from 7 exons. The record is from RefSeq and is a predicted model, not a curated record.